AUGUCUGGCCACGGGAGCGGGCCGCCAAGCUGGGCACAGCUCGGCAAGCUCGGGCUGCUGUCCGCUCUGCCGUGCUUUGUGUUUGGGUUUUUGGACAACUCAAUCAUGCUCGUGGCGGGCGAUGCGAUCGAGUCGAGCCUCGGCGCGAAGCUCGGCCUCUCGGGCCUGGCGUGUGCCGCGCUCGGCAACGUUGUCGCCGACACCACAGGCAGCAGCGCGCCGCCUCCUGCUGCCCGCCUGCCUGCCUGCCUGCCUCCUACCUGCCUUCCCGCGCAGCAGCAGAUGCGAGCGGCCCGCCUCACCACCGCCAGCGCGGGCGCAGUCGGCAUCAUCAUCGGCUGCCUCGUCGGCUGUUUCCCGCUGCUGUUCAUCGAGGGGGACGGCGCAGAGGGCAAGCCCGAGGCGGCGUGA
Messenger RNA from Emiliania huxleyi CCMP1516, 411 nucleotides. RefSeq lists its product as hypothetical. NCBI's taxonomy places the organism in Eukaryota, Haptophyta, Isochrysidales, Noelaerhabdaceae. The coding region runs from base 1 to 411 and encodes 136 amino acids. The transcript is spliced from 2 exons. The record is from RefSeq and is a predicted model, not a curated record. Gene Ontology annotation, cellular component: mitochondrion.